Messenger RNA from Caenorhabditis auriculariae, 4042 nucleotides. The record is from the annotation of a GenBank genome assembly. Lineage: Eukaryota; Metazoa; Nematoda; Chromadorea; Rhabditida; Rhabditidae.
AUGAACUCGUCUUUGACGACUUUCGUCAUCACUGUCUUAUUUUGCAACGUUUUUGGAAAUUUCGGCAAUUUCCACAUUGUUUAUUUGACCGCAACAAAGCCGGAUUUACGGAGCAAGUCUGGUGAGUUUGAGAUAAAUUUUUUUCGUAAGUCUUACAUUUGAAAAAAAAAAAUCAAUAUUCGAAAAUUUAAAAAUACAUUUCUGACAUAUCAUUUAAGCUCAAAAAUGCCAUUUUUUGCUGAAUUUGAUAUCAAAAUCUUCAAGUGAGUAGUUUUGCUUUUUCUUAAGGGCUUUUUAAUGAAAUCUAGAGACUACAGUAGCCUACAGUAUGCCUAAAAACUACAGUAUACCUAUAUGCCUCUAAUUUUUCAAUCUCAAAGCCAGAGUUUACGAUUUUGAGUUCAUUGUAAGGCAGUUUUCUUUCAAAAAUUACAAUUGAAAGAAUUUUUCCUGAAAACUACAGUACUUCUACCGUAAUCCUCAACAUUUUCAGCUUUCCUGCAAUGCAUCGUCUCCGCUUGCCACUCGAUUUGCCUGAUUUUCCAAAUUCCAAACGCCGUACUGUAUCUCAACGACAUCCAAAUCACCCGUCGACAGUGUUUCUUCAUGAUCUCCCCGUUUCUCAUCUCUCUCAAUUUUCAAUGCAUUGUCAUGCUGAUGAUGCUAGUCGAUAUAGCUGCAAUGAUCAUUUUUCCGUUUCGGUAAGUUUUGCUGGGAUCAUACUGAGAAAUAGCCUCGGAAAACUUGGUAUUAUUCGCUCCAUGGCGAAUUCUUUUUCAGAAGAAGACCUUCAGUGUGUAUAAUAAGCUUUUGGGGGAUAUUUUUAGAAGAAAGUUACUAAAAGCUCUCGAGUGCCUGCUUAAGUGAUUUGCGAUGAUCAUUUUUCCGUUUUAGGGAGUUUUUCGAGAGUCAUACUGAAAAAAAGCCUCAGACAACUUGGUAUUAUGCGCUCCAUGGCGAUUUUUUUGAAAGAGGACUUUUAGUGUUUAUAAUAAGUUUUUGGGUGAUAAUUCUAGAAAAACUUUGGAAAAAAAAAACUUUUAAGUGCCUGCUUAGUGAUCUGCGGUGAUCAUUUUUCCGUUUUAGGGAGUUUUUCGAGAGUCAUACUGGAAAAAUAGCCUCGGAAAAACUUGGUAUUAUGCGCUCCAUGGCGAUUUUUUUGAAAGAGGACUUUUUAGUGUUUAUAAUAAGCUUUUGAGGGGUAUUUUUAGAAGAACUUUGUAAAAAAAAAGUUCUCAAGUGUCUGCUUAAGUAAUCUGCGAUGAUCAUUUUUCCGUUUUAAUGAGUUUUUCGAGAAUCAUACUGAAAAAUAGUCUCGGACAACUUGGUAUUAUGCGCUUCAUGGCGAUUUUUUUUUUUCAGAACAAGACCUUCAGUGUUUAUAAUAAGCUUUUGAAUGAUAUUUUUAGAAGAAAGUUUCUAAAAGCUCUCAAGUGCCUACUUAAGUGAUCACUUGAUUUCAUCUUAUUCUUUGAGGGAAAAAUGUAAAAAAGUUCAAAAUUCAAAUCAUAUCAACUUAGAGUUUCAGUGAAAGAGCCUACCCUUUGAAAAUUGACCUUUCCCUUUUUUUAUAUGUUAAUUUCCAUUUUCAGCUAUCGAAAGUUAUCCAAUACCACUUUUCUAACCACCGCUUCUAUUGCACCGGCCGCCUUUACCAUUUAUUUCUAUACGAUUGGAUUUUUGGCGAUUGACGACGAAGUUCUGCCUUUCUGCACGGGACCCUUUGGUUAUUCGAUUUUAUUGAUACCUUUGAAAUAAUUUUCUAGAACCUUUACAUCUACGGAGAAAUAUUCUAAAUGAUUCCGCAAAGUUCAAAACAGCCGUCAAAGAGUGAAAAAGAUAACUAAAUCUUGGAGAGUUAGAGAUAGUUUUGAAUAUCGCGGAAACUUCUUUGAACAGGGCAAUGGGCAAUCAGAAAAUUCUCUUGAGUCAAAAGGAGCUGAAAAUUUUCUUUAAAAUCUUUUAAAAUGAUAAAGUCUUUGAGCUCCUUUUUUCAUAACCUCAUUUUUGGAUUUCGUGAAUCUUUUCAGUUGCUUUUUAGUACCUUUUUAUUGAGGGAACUGAAAUGAAAAAGGUCUCUUACCGGUUAGGGAUUCUUAGAAGGUCUUUUUAAAAAAAAAAAAGCCUUUCAGUAGCUUUCCCGUCUUGCCUUUUUGGGGGCCACUAGCAUGCUCCCCUAGAGUGGCUGUUAACUGAAACCCUAGGGUGGACACUUUUGAAAGCUCUAGUGCUUCUAUAGGGGGAGAUGAGAGGAAAGUAGUUAUCGCAACAAAAAAAAAAGAAACCUUUCUUUUAACAAGUCUAAUUUGCUAGUUGACAAUCUGAAUUUCCAGCCAUGCACCCGACUGUGAACAAAAUCUGGUUGCCGUCUUUGCUCACAGUCAACACCAUGAUAGUUGUUCUCUACUUUUUCGUUUUCGCCUUACUUUAUCAUGUCGGUGAGUUCCAUCAUCGUUUUGUUAUAGUCCGUCCGCCGCGACUUUCGCGUGUCUGCGUCUCUCUGUUCCCUCACCGGCGAGGUCAUAGAAACGCGAAAAUAGCGCGUCAACAAUAGAGGGUCGUCGAGAGACGAGGAGCGCGCAGAGAAGUCCCGGCCUGUCAAGUCGCGAAAAGCGAACUGUAUAGCCUAUUCCGCAGCAGCUUCUAACGAUUUUUAGUCUCUCAUAGCUUUAAAGAACCCUUCCAUUUGAUGCCCGCACCCUGUAUCUGUCCAUGCGCCUUUAAAAUAACCGAAAUUUGAAGUUAAAUUAAAGGCGCAUGCACGGAAACAUGCCGCACGCAUCGAAGAGAAGGCUUCUUCAGCUCGGACGGCGCAGAAUGGGCUCUAACUAUCUUAAUCAAAUGAUUUUUUUAAGGAAAAAAGCAAACUCUUCAAAAAGAGUGCCGCCGGGUCUCGAGAAGACUCAAAGUGAUCCUUUUCAUUUAUAUGGUAUCCUGGUACCUGAGUAUCUUCGGAGCCACUUUUUUAGCCCUUUUCUUCGAAGGCAGGGUUUUGGAUUUCUUGAGAGUCAAUAUGGUGAGUUAUUUUAAAUGGUAAAGAUGCUAAGUAAUUUUUCUUCGAAUCAAAUCUUUCAUUCUCAAAACAUUUAUAACGGUUUGAAUCCGUAUUUCUGGCUUUUUGAAGGUUUGACAUAAAAAAAUUUGCCUUUUUAGACUUGAGUCAGUAGAUUUUAGCAACUCAGAAGUUGUAUUUCUCGAUUUUGAUGAAAAUUUUGCCAAGAACCGAUUUUUCUUAGACAAAAAUGAGGAGACAUCAAAAUUUCGCGUUUUUAACCUGAUGAAAAAUUCUUCAUGAAAUUUCUAUAUCCCUUUUCGAAAUUCACUCAAGAGGUCACUUGACCGAGCAUCUUUUUUUAAAAAAUUUCGCAGUCUCAGUAGUUUUUUUUAAAAAGUUUGAUUUAAAAAUUUCACGUUUUUCACGUGGUCAUUCUUCCAAAGUUGCUGAAUCCACAGUUCUAUAGGUUUCUGAUAGUUUACAAAUGAUAGAAACUUGCGUUUUUAUAGUGAUCCAAAAGCUCCAGAACCAAGAUUUAAAACUCGAAAAUUUCAGUUUUUAAGAAAUUUAAGCAAAUGAGAAGCUUAUAAAUAAGCAGCGAAAGGAAGAAGCUUGAUAUUAUAAUUUUUUCUUUUGAAAUUUUUAUCCUAGUUGUCAUCGACAUAAUGCUAAGUGAUCUUUAAGUUUUCUAAUAUUUUUCACAGUAUUUUUGAUUUAUUCUUAAUAUUUUCAAAUCAAUAAAAACUUCAUUUUCUCACAAAAAGUCUCAUUUUUCCAAAUUACAGGCCUUCUUCAUGGAGUUGUGCUUCCUCCAGUCCUUCUACGUCAUCAUGUGGAGAUCCAAAGAGUAUCGCCUGGCGUUUUUCAGCCUUUAUCCUUGCUUUGAUAUGAACUACUUUUCUCCCGAAAGUACAUCCAGAGUUAUAGAGUCCAACAAGUCCAGCAGAAAACUCAUCGAUCCCGAAAUAGAAACAUUAUUUUAGGCAAACAACUACCAAUCAAGUAUUCCUCCCGAGAAACACUGUCGGACCGACCAUUAUCAGAUAG